GAUCCACUAGCGUAUGUGCACAUUAAGCAAAGCCCAGAGGCAGCUGAAAAAUUAGCUCAAACAAAAUCAGCAAGUGAGCUCCUAGAGCGAUAUCGACACUCUCUCGUCGUAAUUCUUUGUCCGCUUGCUUCUCCGACUGACGAUGGCUUCCGGAUGGUCCAAGACAGACAAGAGCAAGACAAGUUCACCAAAGUCCUCCGUGAGCUCCUCGAGAAAUGGGGAGUUCCCUACAUCUAUAUUGAUGAGCAAGACAGACAGAAACGUCUGCAUUGCUUGGAAAGAGCCGUCGAAAGAGCUCCAAAGGAGAUUACGUGUUAAAAACAUUAAUGUUGAUCAGCAAAUCUCCUCAGCAUCUAUUAAAUACUUGGACCAGACUAAUCGAAUCAUACACAGGUAUGGUAGUGACAACUUCCUCGUCAUAAACUUUGAGAGGAAAGUUGAAUCUGCCACAGUACGCAGCAUACUCAAUAAUGGUGUUUUGAUCAAUGGUGACGAGUUUCACUUCAUCGGUUGCAGUUCUGGAGGGUUGAAGUCACGAACAUGCUACCUGUUUAAAGACUCACAAAGUGCCGUUAAAAGAAUUUGGGCGGAAUGUGGAGCAUUCUCUUCAAUAAAAUCACGAUACAAACGCCUCAAGAGAAUUGGCCUCUUAUUUUCUUCAGCCAUUCCCACUGGUAUUGAAAUACCACUCUCUGCAGUAACUGAGAGGCCUGAUAUCGAAUGUGCCGGUCACAAUUUUACCGAUGGUUGUGGAGCUGUCAGCUUAGAAUUAGCUCAAAAGUUGAAAGAGCAUUGCAUCGUAAGUGAAAAAUACGUUCCCACUGUUUUUCAGAUCCGAUAUCAAGGCUGUAAAGGUGUGGUAGCACUAGACAAAAGUUUGAAAGGAACUGAAUUUGUGAUUAGACCUUCCAUGAAGAAAUUUAAUGCAGGUACGAAACCUUUCAAUGAAAUAUGGUUGUGUGAUUACUCUCGCCCGUAUAUUUUUGGUAACCUCAAUCGGCAGUUUAUCACCCUUCUCUCUAGCCUUGGUGUCAAAGAUGAAGUAUUUCUUCGUAUCCAAGAUGAGCAUUUUCAACUGGUUGAGAAUGUAACCAGUAAUGUAGAAGCAGCUUUUCAGAUGUUGCUCUUUGAUAACCAAACAGACUUAGCAAUGGCUUGCACACAUCCAGACUUUCUCAAUAAAUAUCAAUCUGAGUUAACAAAACUAAAAGCCAAAGCUCUAACAAAGCUUGAAAAAUUACGACUACCAAUACUAAAAUCACGUAAUAUUUUUGGUGUGUGUGAUACAACGAAUACGUUGAGGUAUGGACAGUGCUAUUGCCGAUUCACAGAUAAAGGUCAAUUUAAAACUAUUUGUGGGAAAGUUGUGGUGGCAAAAAAUCCAUGCUACUUGCUGGGAGAUGUACGAGUGCUUACUGCUGUGGAUGUUGAAGGGCUUGACCAUUUAGUAGAUUGCAUUGUGUUCCCUACACAAGGUGAGCGGCCACACCCAGCAGAGAUAGCUGGGUCAGACUUAGACGGUGAUCAAUAUUUUGUCUGCUGGGACGAAGGUCUUAUACUUCCUAAAGUCCACAAGCCUUACGAUUAUCCCUCUGUCGAUGCCAUUGCAACCGGUGGUGAAAUUACACCUGAAGUUUUGAUUGACUUUUUUGCUAGCCAAAGAAACAGCAUGGGGAAAAUUGAUGCCUAUUAUAAGUAUUGGGCGAAUAUAAAAGGUGCUGGGUGUACAGAAUGUCAAACUUUAGGGAAGCUGUUUUCAAGAAGUGUUGAUGCAACAAAAACUGGUGACGCUGUCUCUGUACCGCCUAAUCUAAUACCACCUUUAGUACCUGAAAGUGUCAUAGAAGAUGCCACAGGGGACAAAGUAUGUUUCGUGUGGGAAGUAAUGGAAAAGCGUGCUGUCGAGAAGAAGAAACAACUUAGUCAGGAGGUUGUAUUACAAGCAGAAACAAAUGUUCAACUUCUAACAGAAGAAUUCAUUUACAGCUUGCUAGACAUGGAGAUCGGAAUCCCUAACAUAACAGAGUUUCAGCUAUUAAAGCUCAUUUAUCAAUGGUGUAACAAUCAGUAUUCAUCGUCAGAAUCUGAAGCACAUCGCAAGUUCAAAGAGUUUUCAAUGCACAUAAACUUCGGUGAAUUAACUCUCGAACAACAGGUGUCUGCUAUUGACUUUGGUAUCCCUCUCAAAGAAGUGACUAAUGCUCUUAAUCACUCGUCCCUUUCACCUAACCUAGUGACAAAGUUUUCUCUCGAUAACCCUCACCGAAAUUGGCGCUUUUACUUCAGGGCAACUUCCGCAGAUUUCAAAUGGAGAAACCUGUUACAUGGUAUUCAGAGUUACCACGAAUCUUUGUUAAUCAUCAAACUUCCUGAAGAGGUCACGUUUGUAAUUCAUUUCCGAUCAAAAAUCAAACCAGGACAAACAGAUCUCGAUAGUGAUUCUGUAGUGGUGUAUUUUUCCUCCAGCCAUUUCAACUUGAAUUUACAGUGUGCGUUAGGGUCCGACUUUAAAGUAAUUCUAGAUGAAGAUAAAUUGCAACUUUUUCGUGAAAGUAUUGGAGCAACUUUUAUUUGGCUAAGUCAAGAACGUGCACCAAAAAAGACAAGAACACUCGGAACUCAAAAGCCACCAGUUCCAGACACUCUCUUUGAUCGCAUCAGUGUUGAUUUAACACGAUUUAAAAGUGAUGUGCUUCGAAUCGAUAAUCACCCAGUUGUCAAUAAGCAGUGUUUUUUGAGUAUUGAGAUGUUUGUCAAAACAGAACCACAUCUCCCUGCAUACCUCGAAUACAUUGAGGUGGACAGUCCUAAUGAUUUUCCUGUAGAAGAAGAAUUCGCAUCAACUGAUUAUGUUGACAAUCUUCCCACUGAAAUAACGGCCAAACAAGAACACAUGUUUGUUGAUGGCACUGACCACCAAGAUAGUAGCCAGGAUGAUGUCUUUACAGUCUUAGCUCAAUGUGCAAGUAGUGGACAUCUUCACUGUUUUCUCCUAACUCUGAAACGACAUCAAACCAAACAUACACCAAAGAUGUCUGACCAGCUCCUAACUCAUUUUAAUGAGUUGCUAGCCACCAUAGUGAACAAAUAUGGUCAUGAGAGUCUCAUAGAUAAAGUUGAAGAGACUUUUUGUAAAAUAUUUUCUUCAAUCUGCUCAAACAAGGUUACCCCUGUGACAGCUCUACAGCUAAUCAGCAAAGUUGCUCAGCUUAGACUAUUUAAACUGAUGGAAAGAAUUUUUGUUUCAAUGAUUUCACGUAUUCAAGCAACUGAAGUAUCGAACUAUUUUGACGUCAUUGGCAAUUGGGAGAUGUGGUAUUACAUCCCUUCAAGCUUUGCUGCUAGACUGUCUGAUCAUUUUUACUCCCUCUUUUUAUCUCUCUGUGAUGCCUCUCCUAAUAUACAAGAAGCAACGAGCAUGCCUUCAUUGAAUCUUACGGAGAUAGCUAGUGACCCAGUGAUCAAGCCUUCUCUCAAACAGCAAGAAGCUGAUAAAUACUCACUCCAUUUCUCUCAUUUGAUCCACAGCCACCUUAUGUGUGAGAUGUGCAGCCUUAAAGAGAAGCAAGAAGAACACUGUGACUCCGUUACAACUCUUGUACGAAUGAGAUGUUAUGACUAUGUCUCACCACAUGCAGACCAUGAAAAAGAAGAUGAAAGUUCGUCCCUGAAAAUUGGAUUUAAUAGACCGGACAAAGGCAUUUCGUCUAAAAGCUUUACAGUUGGAAGUUUUGUUUCAAUUAGUAUCAUGAGCAGAUGCAAAGCGUCGUUGAAAGUAAGCUCAAAAGCCAUUGCUAUUGGCCAUGUAGUGAAGGUUUCAAGGCAGCCUGCAGAUAUUGUGAUAGAAGUUCAUGAGCCUGUUUCUGUCUGUCUCAAGAAAUGUGCACAAGGGGGAAUUGGUCACUGGGAGUUAGCACUCAUUGGAAACAUCACACUGUAUAGAAGAUCGUUAAAAGCAUUGAAGGAAAUUGAAAAAAACUCAACAUCAAGCAGCCUGUUUCCUUUACUGAUUCUUACCCAUAAAUGUGUGAGCCCUAAAUUAGAUGGUUUCAAAGAAAAGAAAUUGUCCUUAACUGCUUUUUCAGCUAAGCAUUCACCUCAGGCUAUUCCAGAUUUAAAUCAAAAUCAAAUGAAGGCCGUUUAUGCUGCUUUAAACCAAAGACUAACUUUAAUCCAUGGUCCACCUGGUACAGGUAAAACACAUGUGGCUUGUGCAAUUAUUCAAGAGCAUUUAGCUAGAACCAAGAACCAACCAGUGCUUGUCGUAGCAGAAACAAACAUGGCAGUUGAUAAUUUGUGUGAGAAGCUGCUAAGCAGAGAUAUUCGUGUCAUUCGAAUAGGAAAUCUUGAACAUAUAUCACAUCAUGUUCGUGCCAUUUCUGUUGAUGGUCAAAUCGAAAAGAAGAGAAUUCAAGAAGGAAAAGACAAGAAGAGAUCUCAAUUUCCCAGCAAGACAGAGAUUAAACCCAUUCUCAAAGCUGCUCAGGUAGUAGCUGCAACUUGUACCAGUGCUGGAGACCCAUGUUUAAAAGGAAUGAAGUUCCCCAUCGUGAUUGUUGAUGAGGCCACUCAAGUUACCGAACCCACUUCUCUCAUUCCCCUCACAUACGGGUGCCAGCAACUAACACUUAUUGGAGACCCUGAACAACUGGCACCUAGUUUGAUGAUACAGCGUGACUCUGAGUUUAAAGUUGACGAGUUAUCAGUGACUAUUUUUCAUCGCCUUCAAAAGCUUCUACCUCACAAUUCCGUCUUUUUGAAUGAGCAGCAUCGAAUGCACCCAAAAUUAGUGGAAUUUCCUUCUACUAAAUUUUAUAGUGGAAAAUUAAUAACAGCUGAGAGCCGGCUAAAACAGAAAUCGGUAUUUCAGGAAAGCAUAUCAUUUAUUGACGAAUCAAACCCUAAAGUUUUUGUUAAGUGCAACGAACGUGAAAGACGUAUUGGCACAUCAUUUUGCAACCCAGCUGAAGCACGGAUUGUCGCUGAUAUGAUUAAGUGUCUAAUUGACUUUAAGAUUAGUACGCAGCAGAUAGCAGUUCUCACACCUUAUUCAGGACAACUAAAAUGCCUCCAAAAUGAAUUCGAAACCCAAAAGAUCAACCAUGUUAAGCUCCACACAAUCGAUUCUUUUCAAGGAAGAGAGGCAGACAUUGUAAUUUUCAGUAGUGUUCGCUGUAACUCGGCACACGAGCUUGGUUUCAUGGAUGAUCAAUACCGAAUCAAUGUUCUUCUAACCAGGGCCAGGCAUUGUGUGAUAGGUAUUGGAAGUGUUGAAACACUGGCAAAUGGUUCUCAGUUGUGGAAGGAUUGGCUGUCAAUGAUUAAUAAAAAGAAUGUCAUUGAAAAGUCUGAUUUGAGUAAGAAUAAGAAAAAAAAUGACCGACGUCAGCAAGCAGCUCCCAUUUCUGAACCAAAUCAAAAACAAGCAAGCAUUUCAAAAAGUAGCUUUGAUCAUGAGGCUAAACACAAAGUACAUCAAAGGGAAGCUCAUCAACACCGUGGCAGACGUGCUGGUAGGAGUCAUUCGUCGUCUAAUCGCAUAAAAAGGGACGACCAUGACGGAGUUGCUUACGAUAGCUAUCGUGGAAAUCGUCGUGGAAGAGGAAGAACGUCAUCAGAUCAUAGACGAACAGAUCAUGAAGACAGGUCCAGAUAUCGUGGGAGGCACCAUUCCCCUCAGGCAUUUGGUUCUCCAGAAAGGGACCACAGAGACGAUUUUGAGGACAGAAGUACUGGUACACGUAGAAGAGGCAAGACUCGGGGUCACUACAGACCAGCGGAUCACUGA
Messenger RNA from Halichondria panicea, 5788 nucleotides. RefSeq lists its product as uncharacterized. Gene Ontology annotation, molecular function: ATP hydrolysis activity; RNA-directed RNA polymerase activity; helicase activity. The coding region runs from base 143 to 5788 and encodes 1881 amino acids. The transcript has 2 exons. The record is from RefSeq and is a predicted model, not a curated record. NCBI's taxonomy places the organism in Eukaryota, Metazoa, Porifera, Demospongiae, Suberitida, Halichondriidae. Gene Ontology annotation, cellular component: nuclear RNA-directed RNA polymerase complex. Gene Ontology annotation, biological process: siRNA processing.